CCGAAGUAAUAUUUAAGCGGUCUAGCAACGGUCACUCUUAAAAAAAAGCAAAAUCAUCUGCAUUUCAGCUCAACUAUUGAAAUUUUGUUAAAAAAUGGGCGACUACGACUCGGAUGAAGAGAAAUCUCAAGUGGAGAAGCUGCGGUAUGCGAAAGUGCCGCGCGGAAUGUUUGUAAGUGGCUGGGAUGACGAUGCCGACGAACUUAUUGAGGAGGACAAGAACCCACAAUCUAGCAUUGAACGCAUGAUCCUGUGGGCGGUGAACGAGAAUCGCAUUAGUGAAGUGCGCGAGAUCCUGCGUCUGGAUGCGGAUACAGUGAACUCAAAGGACAACGAUGGAUAUACGCCACUGCAUCGUGCGGCCUACAAUAACUUUGUGGACAUGGCCAAGUUGCUUCUGCAGUACCGCGCAAAUCCCAAUGCUCGCACGGAACUGGGAUGGACUCCACUGCACUCCGCCUGCAAGUGGAACAAUGCGGACUGUGCCCAUUUGCUACUCCAGUUUGGAGCCGAUGUAAAUGCAGAGUCCGAAGGUAAGCAAACGCCUCUCCACAUCACCGCCACUGUGUCCAACUGCCGGAAUACGGCCACAGUCCUGCUGCUGGACCGGAAUAUACUGCCCCGCAAGGAGAACAACUCCGAGGAGCUGGCAUCGGUGAUCGCCCGGCGCACCGGUAUGAGUUUCCCCAUCUUUGAGUGCGGCGACGAGGCCUACGACUGCGAGACAGGACUGAUAGAUUAACCCUUUAACAGCCAAACAAAGUGCAUAAUUAUAGAAUACCUAAUAUAUGUUUAUUUCAUAAAUAA
This is a messenger RNA of Drosophila gunungcola (fruit fly), 807 nucleotides long. It is a transcript of the gene Ankrd49, whose product is annotated as ankyrin repeat domain-containing protein 49. The coding region runs from base 95 to 742 and encodes 215 amino acids. The transcript has 2 exons. The record is from RefSeq and is a predicted model, not a curated record. Lineage: Eukaryota; Metazoa; Arthropoda; Insecta; Diptera; Drosophilidae. Gene Ontology annotation, molecular function: protein binding.